Entrophospora sp. SA101 is the source of this 1611-nucleotide messenger RNA. The record is from the annotation of a GenBank genome assembly. Lineage: Eukaryota; Fungi; Glomeromycota; Glomeromycetes; Entrophosporales; Entrophosporaceae.
AUGAAGAAAAACAAAUCGCCCAAAACUCAACAAGAGUUGGAGAAUACUUUCGAAAUUGUUAACCACGUUCAAAAUAAUAGAAACAAUAUUAAUAAUGAUUUGACAUUUAAUUAUAACUUGUCAAACUCAUCGUCAUCAGAGUCAUCGCCAACAACAGCAGAUUCUGAUGAUUCAUUAAGGACAUUAGUGGGAAACAAUCAAGUUUAUCAACGAGGACAUGGGAAUCAUAAAUUUGCUACUACUGCCCUUUCUUCAUUUCAUGUUGCGUACCUUGGUGAGAAGGUACCAGAAACUUGCAUAAGUGAUGUCUUUCAAAAAUUAUCAGAAGGUCUUGGUGAAUUUUUUUGUCAAGAUAUAAUAGAAGAGGAAGCGAUAGAUGGAGAACAAUUUUCUAGAGAAAAACGGUAUAUCAUAUAUCCACAAGGAAGUGAAAUUAAUCCCAAGGAGUUAAUUUACACUGACACUGGUGUCUCUCUCUACACUAUCGAUCUUACCAAUAAAAAAUUAUCUGUUGCCAAAAAUAUUUUACUCGAAAAAUAUUUAAAUAUCAAAUCUGAUGAUAAUAAACUUGAGAAUGAGAUUAAACAAAAGAAGAAACAUGCUUAUAAGAGAUUUUAUCACAAUUGGAUUGAUCUGUGUGUUAUAUUUUUACCUUCGAAUUUAUUAAAAAUUCCUUCUACAUAUAUUUCAACUAUGCUGGAACUACAAAAAUAUGUAACUUUAUUUCCUAUAAUUUGUUCAGUUGAUUCACAAAUAGGCCUAGAUGAGCAAAACCGCAGAAAAUUAUAUAAAUAUUUGGUAAGUAAAAAAAUACAAUUAUUUUUAUGGGGAGAUGGUUAUGUGAGAGGAGAAUUAUUAGAUGGACCAAGUAAUCGUCAACUUCCUAAGGGUGACGUUGUUGAUUCCACAAAAAUUCAAAAUUUAAUGCACAAUAGAAAGUUUUUAAAAUUAGAAUCUGAUUUAGUUUAUAAGGAUAUGCAUACUCUAAGAGCUCAAGCUAUCAAAUUAAAAAAAAAUCAUAAAUUAAAAAUCAAUUCAUCAAAUCAUGAGAAUCAAUUUAAAAAGAAGGAAAUACUCAUUAUUGCAUCAAUAUUAGCCAUGCUUGUGGUUUACUUUAUAAUUUUUCUCGUAGCAAAUCUUUCUCUAUUAAAUAUUCUCCCAGGCAACAGCUAUGAUAAAAUACAUAAUUCACUUCUCGGUAAUAAGCAUUUUGGUAAUAAUGUUCAAUAUAAAGGAUCUUCGGAAUACAUUCAAGUUUGGCAAUUGCCAAACAACAAAUUUUUAUUUGAUAUAAUUGAUUCAAAUUACGCCAAAGACAAAGAAUUUGAGGUUAUUUUACAAUAUGAUGAUGUGACAUCAGUCAAGAAAGAGGUUAAUAUGAUUGAUGAGAACCAAUAUUCAUUUAAUAUUGAUUUUGAGGAAUUUGUUGGAGUUGAUAAAAAUUUAUUGAUUAAAAUAACUGAUAAAAAUGGUACAAUUAUAAAAGAAUUUAACUAUUUCCAAACAAAUGAAAGAAUCUUGGAUGGUGGUAGUGAAGAAGAAGAAGAACCUAUUAUGAUGGUAUUAGCUUUGCCAUUAGUACAAUUUAUCAACGAACCAAUAAGAUUGUGA